AUGGCUCCAAAAGAAGGGUCCCACAUCGUCCACCAGAAAGUUCACCCCUGUCUCUGGUUUGACACCCAAGCUGUCGAAGCCGCAACAUACUACACCACCCUCUUCUCGCAGAGGCCGAACGCCAAGCCCGGCGAUGCUGCAGAUGUCUCCCGCAUCACAUCCAUCGCCGAGCCGCUGGUGACAUUCAUGCUCUCGGGACAGGAGUAUAGCGCGCUCAACGGCGGGCCCCACUACACACACUCUCCGGCCGUGUCGCUGUUCAUCACCUGCGAGGACCAGGCGGAGGUUGAUUAUUUUUGGGAGAACUUCCUUAAAGACGGCGGCAAGGAGAUUCAAUGUGGGUGGAUCACGGAUAAAUUCGGCGUGUCCUGGCAGGUUGUACCGAAGGCUUUGAUGGAAAUGCUUUCCGACGAGGAUAAGGAAAAGCAGGAACGCGCGAGACAGACGAUGUUGAAUAGCAAGAAGCUUGAAAUUGCUAGGUUGAAGGCUGCGUUCGAAGGGCGGGAAUGA
Messenger RNA from Coccidioides posadasii C735 delta SOWgp, 510 nucleotides. RefSeq lists its product as uncharacterized. Lineage: Eukaryota; Fungi; Ascomycota; Eurotiomycetes; Onygenales; Onygenaceae. The record is from RefSeq and is a predicted model, not a curated record.